This is a messenger RNA of Xenia sp. Carnegie-2017, 1930 nucleotides long. RefSeq lists its product as uncharacterized. NCBI's taxonomy places the organism in Eukaryota, Metazoa, Cnidaria, Anthozoa, Malacalcyonacea, Xeniidae. The transcript has 6 exons. The coding region runs from base 456 to 1814 and encodes 452 amino acids. The record is from RefSeq and is a predicted model, not a curated record.
ACGUAAUUGUUUCAGUUUCUUUAUGUUAUAUUUUACUUAAGGAAGUUCAUUAGUGUGAUUCAGCAUGGCUUUCUAUAAUUCAAAUCUCGUCAAAAUCUCUGUUUUAGCUUUGCAACUGAUCUUCACCUUCGGAGAAGAUGGCACGAACGGUGUAAACUUUGAGAAGCAAAAGGUUGACUUCAGCUUCAGCAAGGAAAUUGAGCGAUCAAAUAAUUAUUCAUCCAUUGAUGAUAUCAAUGUGAAUGAGAAACUUGUCAAUAAAUACUUGACAAAAUCCGGGUUGAGUAUUGGUGUUUUUGAUGGAGUAUUAUCAACUGUCCAGUUACGACUCCUUGGAUUGGUUGCAACUUUCAAUCUUGGUUAUUGGACCUACCAGCUGCAAGAGGAUAGUGUUGUAGGUGGACAAAAACGUGUUGACCCAUAUGGUCUUCCAUGGGCUUACCAGAUAGACACCUAUGUUUUCUGAAACUCUUGUUGGUAAUCGUUUGAAGAAAGUUGUGAGAAACUUUUUUGGAGAAGGGAGUGAUGUUUAUUUUCCAUACAUGGUGACAAGCUACAUACUACGCUGUGGAGACUCCCCAAAACUACGUGUGGAUGCAGAAUCUGAUGAUGAUGAAGUCUCGAUGAUGAUUUAUUUGAAAAAGAAGUGGCAAAAGAACUAUUAUGGUGAUUUGUAUUUAUAUGACGAUGACCAAGAAAUUGCAGCUGGUGUCUUUCCUCGGUAUGGAAGAAUUGUGGUGUGGCAAAGCUCUAUCCCAUAUCUUCCCCGUCCGCCAAGUGUUAGGUUCAGACAAGGUCAAAUUCUUUUGCAUCUUCGUUUUACCAAGGAUGAAAGAAAGUAUCAAAAUGCAUACAACAUUUGGUUGAAUGAGCAGCGAUUGCGUAAAUCAAUACAAGACUCUGGAUUCUUCGUAAAAUCUGAGAAAGAUCAAUCAACACCAGCAGUAGUUGACGUUGAAGCAAAAUUGACAGCAAAAGCCAAGUCGAAAGAGGGCAAAAAAAUUUUCGUAUUUGAUGGUUUGUUCGACAACGAUACGCUAGCAAACCUUCGCAGUCUCAUUCUGAGCUAUGGAGUUUAUUUUUAUGAUGACUCCUACGAUAAAGAAAGUGAUAAUGUACAAUGGAUAGCUGGAUUUAGUGUGGACAAAUAUGUACAGAGUAGGAUGUGGGAAGUGACCAAAAAGGUUGCAACUUUUGCCUCCGGUGGAUUAUCCGAGUGGUUUCCCUAUGACGUGUCGUGUAAUCUAAUCCGAAGUUCGGACACAACACAGAUACAUCAUGAUUGCGAGAAAGGGGAGGAGGAAUGGACAUUUCUUUUGUAUUUGAAUCCAUCGUGGAGCAUCAACGAUUACGGUGAGACUGUCUACUAUGAAAAAAACCAGGACGAUACAGAAAUUAUAACAGAAGUUCGCCCUAAAUACGGCCGCGUCGUCAUAUUUGAAGGUAUUAUUCCACAUUCAGCUCGACCUCCUAGCAGAAAUUUCACAGGUGCAAGACUGUCAUUUGCCGUGAAAUUAUCGAAGAACGAGCGCUUGGCGCGGAUCAAAGGCGCUCAAGAAGAAUUGAGGCAUUUAAAAUACACUAUGUUUAUUAAGGAACAGAUACAAAAACGUACUCAACGCAAUGUCGACGACGUUGAUGAUGGAAAGGGUUUGGAAGAUAUUGAUAACGGAAAAUUUGAAAUGAUCUUGAAAGACUUAUCUGCGCAAUCAGAUGAGGACGUUGAAACUCCUAGGCGGGUUUUUAAUGAAGUUUCAAAAUCUAACUAUAAAGCUCGUGGUUUUAUUAACGAACGUCUUUUUAGUGUGCUCUGAUCACUAAUGCUUUAACAGUUAAAUUGUUUUAAUCCUCAAGUGAAUAGUUCCCUCACAUUGUACUUUUUUUAGAACUUAUUUAACUUAAGAUUAAAGAAGUUCAUUUUGCCAGUUUA